Messenger RNA from Acaulospora colombiana, 2892 nucleotides. The record is from the annotation of a GenBank genome assembly. Lineage: Eukaryota; Fungi; Glomeromycota; Glomeromycetes; Diversisporales; Acaulosporaceae.
AUGAAGGUGCAGAGAAGGACGAAGAUGAUGACGGCGACCCCACCUACCAAGGCGAUAAUCAAGGGAAGGGCUGUUGGGGGAGGCGAGCUGGUUGUUGUGGGUGGGGAAGUACUUGUUCUUGAGAAUGGAGUAGGUGAAUUCGUAGAACCAUCAUUCGCGAGCACUCUUUUGCUUCAUCAGAGCACAUAUGGGAUUGCGUCUAUUGGAAAUUGCCCUUCUAUUUUGGGUGAACACGGUUACUCCACAACAUUGGGUCCUGGCACAUUGGGCUCUGACGCGGGCGGAUUCGUGAUUUGGGCGACCAUGUCAUUGAUGGAGGAAACCGAGCGAGUGUUGUACUUGAUUGUUUUCGGUCUUUUGAACAGUCUACUAAAUGAAUGGAUGGCGAUCUGGAUUCUACACCAGCCUGCCACGCGAUCAGGUGUCCUUGGUCGCCGUUCGGACAUCGCGUUACUGCAUAUGCGGGAUUUGGGUCUCGGUGAUACUGGCACUGGCCUGCCUGACAUACCUCAUCGUCACUGGCGCACUCUGUUUACGUCUUCCGUCACUCAGGCCCUCGACCACCAAGGCGCCUUAUGCCCUAUUGCUAGGACUUGGACUCGUCAUACAUCUACUCUAUUACGACUCACUCCACUCUUGUUGCUCGCUUGUAUCCUCCUGGCAUUACAUAGCAGGCUGGGGUCGCUAACAGCAGCUCAACCCGAAAACAAACGAAAAAGAUUCCGUUUAGCCAGUCGGACCGUCAGUGACGCCUUGAACGGGCAUCGGGAAGAGACCAAAUACCCUCUCAUCACCGAAAUGGGAGAGCUGCUUCAUGCCAUCAUAUUCACUUGCAUGACGUAUUCUAUCCUACAACUGUCGAGGAGCAUGAAUGGAUAUCUCCUCCUCCCCGAUCAGGUUCUCGUCGUAAUUACCACGCGAAUCGUCCCCCUGUUCAUCGUCCGGUCUAUUUAUUGUCUCAUUGACACCAUCCUCCCGUUGGCCAUCCACCACCGAAUUCGACUGUUCACGCCAUCUAUCGCAACCUCGGCAGAUGGGCUUGUGUGGGUCAUCACAUUUUACACCCUCCUUGCGCUGGCCAAUCCUGCAGCAAAUUGGAUAGGCCGAGAAGCCGCACAUCUCGUUCACGGGAUUCGCCCAGUUGAACCUGCGACCUCUUCUACAGAUGUCGAGAACGGACAAGUCGUAAAUGACCAAGAGCACCACGAGCCCAAUAAAUGGCGCUUUAAACUCCUAUCGCCUUUCCAGAAACAUCACCAGUACGGCUCGACGGAUGUCCGAGAAGGUGACUCACCUGACCAAUCUCAUCACCGGGUACCUGAGGAACGUUAUAAUGGUCCACAAGAUGGGCGGCCUGCACCCCUUCCCGACGUGGCGAUUAUAAACGGUGUAGCAGGAGGGAGAACCCAGGUGUACGCUCAAACCCACCCCAUGGCACCUGCCUGGCUGGUACAAGCGGAAUUAAGGAUGACCCCAUUUCAUGGAUCUCUGGCUCUGGACAGUAAAUUCGAAGUUGGACGGUCAUCUGGUGAUGAACCUGCACUUACCUGCCUCGAGAACCUCCACCACGGCCAUCUUAUCGUCCCCGAGAGCACUAAAAAAGAAAGAUUUAUUAGUCAGAUGUGCAUCAUUUUCAAUAGCGAGCCACCCCGCAAUCUGGACUGGAGAGCAAAAGUUGCCGAUCUAGGGUCUCCCAUUCUUGAAGCUAGGGUCUCCCAUUCCUUCUGGAUUAUGGAAUCGAGUAAAGCAGACAGUCACCCGCCCUCCAAGCAAGAGGACGAGGAGACCAUCUUGCGUGCAAAGAAAAGGUAUUAUCGCCAGUGCCUCUUCAGUCUACUAUGGUGCUUUUUCGCAUUUGGUCUCAAUGACGGUAGUCUUGGGCCACUAAUACCCGCGUACCAACGCUAUUAUCGAUCGGAUCAACUUUUCAAAAGUGAGUCCAAACCCGGCAUUAGUAGAGCUAGUUAUAACCUGGUUCAACUAGUCACCAGCUUUGCGGUGUUUCUUCUCGGCUCUGGGCUCGCUCUCCUCAACGCACAUGGAAAUGGGUUCAUGUCCAUGCUGGAAAACUCGACCGAAAUGGGAUUUGCUCAUGCUUCCUAUGGUGCCGGGGCUCUGGUCUCUCCUCUGAUCGCUACUCAAUUUUCCAAACAUACCGAUAGGAAAUGGGCGUUUCACUACAUGUUCCUUCUCGGAUCUACCCUCAUCAGUCUGAGCUUAAUCCUGUAUACUUUUAAGGGUAAGGGAUAUGACGAUGGUGUCGUAGAACAAGUCGAGAUGAUAGUUCCUCCUACUCUGGCUGAAGAAGAAGUCCGUCGACAGUCCUCUGAAGAGGAGGGAGAAACGACACCAGCACCACCCCCUCCCACCAAUGUCAAAAAGGUUGGAAUGUUUGCGACCGUCAUGAAGCAGAUCCCUAUGCAUUUGAUGGCGUCUUUCGUUUUUGUAUACGUUGGCGUUGAAGUCACCAUUGGAGGAGAGGGGGAGGACCAUCAUCCGGAUACGUCAACUCUGGCUUCUUUGGAGGCGAGUAUGCAGUGGAGUUCCGGAAUAGAUAGGUUGACGCCUUGGUGGCAGGCUUGGCGGCAGGUCGCGUCGUUCUCCUAUGGAUCAAUAAACUCCGGACUGAUCGGUACCGGUAGACUCGAGUUCACGAUAUGGUUCGUGCCUUCACUCAUCGGAAACGCGGUAGCAGUGUCCUUUGUCGGGUUGGUCCUAGGGCCAAUGUACCCCAUCGUCAUGUCCCAGGCAGGCCGCAUCAUUCCGCGCAAGCUACUUCCUGGUUCUAUCGGAUGGAUUUCAGGGUUCGGUGGGACAGGGUCGGCAGCCUUGCCUUUUGUUACGGGAGCCUUGGCGGCCCGGUGGGGCAUUCAAUCCCUACAACCAUUGUGA